UGGUCGCCUUCUCAACCAAACUCCUGGGCUGGUGAUCUGUAUCGCAUCAUUCUUCCCCGCCCCCGUUGCGGGUCUGCGCCGUGGGGUGCUUGCUUUCUACACGCUCGUCACUCGUCCAUUAUUCCCUGUCAAAUUAUUCAGCAUAUGCCGGCGAUCGCAUCCAACAUUUUUUAAUUCGAUAGUCUGGUCUCCGACAAAGAGCCUAACCAACCCUUCGCGUUCUUCUAUAAGCAUGCUCUAUUCGGGCUUUAUGCUACCUUCUCAUACCCCGGGUGGACUCGACAGCAAUCAUGGAGGACGAUCCUGUGGACAAGACGCCUGAGUCGAAUGCUGAGCCCGUAUCCAAAGGCUCUCGGGGGAAAUCGAUCGCGAGGACCAAAGCAUCGGGCGCAGAGAAUGCCUCUGCUCCCAAACGACGUUGUGUUAGCACAGCAUGUAUUGCCUGUCGCAGAAGAAAAUCAAAGUGUGAUGGAAAUCUACCGAGCUGCGCCGCCUGUUCCUCCGUCUACCACACACCAUGUGUCUACGACCCGAAUUCCGAUCAUCGCCGGAAGGGUGUGUACAAAAAGGAUACAGACACGCAGAGAACGCGAAACACAACGCUGCAGACCAUAGUACAAGCGUUGCUGAAUUAUGACGAGGAUGACGCGAUUGAACUGGUACGGCAGAUGCGCUCCUGUGACAGUUUGGAAGAUGUGGCGGAAUCGAUUGUUGCUCGGGAGAGAGGACUUGCAUCCGGUACGGAGGGUGCCAUUGAAAUUAGCAGCGACGAGGAUCCUACACAAGCAGAUCAGUUCGAGUCCGAAUUGGCGGGAAAAAUGGGCGAGCUCAUGCUGAACGGCUCCCGCAAGUUCAUCGGAGGCACGUCGAAUCUCAUCUUCCUCCCACCGGGAUCCGAACUCUACGAAUUCAACCCGGCCCUCAGUGGUCCAGACUCGGGCAAUGAUGAUGACUAUUCCGUCACUCGCUGGACGAGGGUCACCGACGACGAGCAGUUGAUCAGCCAUCUCAUGACCAUGUACUUUACAUGGCACUACCCAGUCUUCACAACCCUCUCCAAAGACCUGUUUUACCGUGACUAUGUCAGUGGAACUUCGAGUCAAUAUUGCUCCUCUUUACUGGUCAAUGCAAUGUUGGCCCUUGGCUGCCAUUUCAGUUCCUGGGGAGGAGCCCGUCAAGAUCCUCAAAACUCAGCCACUGCAGGCGAUCACUUCUUCAAAGAAGCGAAAAGGCUGGUCCUUGAAAACGACGAACACGUGAAUGCCAAACUUUGCACUGUCCAGGCUUUAGGGCUCAUGUCCGUACGCGAGGCCGGUUGCGGCCGUGAAGGCAAAGGCUGGGUCUAUAGCGGCAUGAGCUUCCGCAUGGCGUUUGACCUGGGCCUAAAUCUUGAUGUUUCUAGCAUUGGCGCCCAUAGCCUUGGUGAGGAGGAGAUCGAUGCGCGGCGGAUGACCUUCUGGGGCUGUUUUCUCUUUGAUAAAUGCUGGUCUAAUUAUCUUGGACGCCAACCUCAACUUCCAACAUCCAAUGUCACUGUUCCGAAGAUUGAUGUCCUACCAAAUGAGGAAGCAGAGCUCUGGUCACCGUACACGGAUACUGGAGUGGGCCAUGAGCACACACAGGCAUCGAGAAUCCGAACGGUCUCUUUGCAGAUCUCGAAGUUGAGCGAGAUUAGCGGCGACUUGAUUGUGUUUUUCUACCACCCUGCUCCUACAGAAAAGCCUCCGUCCAAACAACAAGAGCUGAAGAGGCUCAGCGACAUUCACACGAGACUCGAAGCUUGGAAAAAGAAUUUGCCCAAAGAGUUGGAGUCUAAAGAGGGACAGCUACCCCAGGCUCUUGUCAUGCACAUGUUCUACCAGCUUCUCUUCAUACAUCUUUACCGCCCCUUUUUGAAAUACACAAAAUCAACCUCACCACUCCCCCAGCAUGUGUCACCUCGCAAGCUGUGCACUCAGGCUGCCUCGACAAUUUCGAAAUUGCUUCGAAUAUAUAAACGUAAUUACGGUUUCCGCCAAAUAUGCAAUAUUGUGGUUUACAUUGCUCAUACUGCCUGCACCAUCCACCUUCUUAAUCUACCCGAGAGGAAUGCCCAGCGAGACAUCAUUCACGGUCUCCGAAACCUCGAGGAGAUGGCCGAGAGCUGGCUUUGCGCUCGACGCACCCUUCGCAUUCUUGACAUAUCUGCCAACAAAUGGCAGGUUGCAUUGCCACGUGAAGCCCUUAGCAUAUUUGAGCGAACACAUACCAAAUGGGGCUCAUGGGGUUCCUGGGACCAGGCGACCUCGCCCUCAGCAUCUGACGAGUCUCCCUCAAUGGUGUCGGCUCAACCUUCAGCUCCUACCCCAAGCGCAUUCUCACCACCUGAAAGACAUAUUUCGCUCGCACAGCACAGUAGCACCUCUACUCCCGGGCCUGUUCAAGUAACUGGGCCCAUGGGCACUCAAUUCCAGCCUGGAUCUUCCGCUGCCGCCUCUCUACAAGCAAUGCGCGAGGCUCACCGUUCCUUCAGUGCUCAGUUGCAGCGAGCAGAUGUACCCUUACCAGAGCCGACCUAUCUGAGACCUGUAUACCAACCUGUCCCUACCGUUCCACUCUCUCAGCAUGAUACAUGGUUCAGCGGCACGAGGAAUCAAAUACGACCACUAAACGCCGGACAAGAGACCCCAUCCACCACCACUACCACCACUGCAACAUCACCAAUGCACAACUUCGACACACCCGAGAACCUGGUAGAAGAAAGCCAGCAUUGGUGGUCCCGCGGCCCCAACGCAAUGAACCUCGGAAUCGACAACUGGCCUGACGGAUGGUCCGCGGGGGUUUCCAGUACAGCAGCUCCAAGUCUGCGGUAUGAAGGCCAGAUACCCAGCUCCGGUGUUGGACAGGCACCGGUUACGGAUGCCGGGUCCAGGCCGUCGCAGUCACUCACUUUCCCAAUCGCCGUGCCUACUCCGAGUAUCAGUGAGUCGGGAACGGACCCGAAUACAUCGGGUUAUAGCAAUGUUAUGUUCCCGGGGAAUUUCCAGCAGUGACUGUUGUAUAUAUGAAUGUUUAUAUAGCGAUGUUUUGUAUGUACUAUGGAGUAUUUUUAGUAUUAUGGUGGUGUUGGGCGCUUUGGGAUGGAGAUCUACUUCGUUUUUAAGUCUUUUUGAUAUACCCGUAAACCCAAGUCAGAGGCCAGGUCGUUUCUUUAGCUAGAUAGCGAAACGAACGCUCUACUCUACAU
This is a messenger RNA of Aspergillus wentii DTO 134E9, 3226 nucleotides long. Its product is annotated as putative C6 transcription factor (NirA). Gene Ontology annotation, biological process: regulation of DNA-templated transcription; DNA-templated transcription. Bases 291 to 3032 code for a protein of 913 amino acids. The record is from RefSeq and is a predicted model, not a curated record. Gene Ontology annotation, molecular function: DNA-binding transcription factor activity, RNA polymerase II-specific; zinc ion binding; DNA binding. Lineage: Eukaryota; Fungi; Ascomycota; Eurotiomycetes; Eurotiales; Aspergillaceae. The transcript has 6 exons.